CUCUCCCAAAAAAAGUCCAUGAACUGGCAUCACACAGGUCAGACAAAAUUUCUCUCUCCACCAUCCCCUCCCUAUCCCUCUCUCAAGCUCCAAUCCGACCACCCGCCGUUGUGCCCACAUCUGCCGCCGACGCCGUCCCCCCCACCGCCAUCGCCGCUUCCCCCUCUGGUUCUCUCCACCGCAUCGCGUCUACCCCGUCCGCAACCUUGACACUGACUGGUAUUCGAGUUAAAACUACUUGCACAAUGAGAGUAGAGGACAGAAAGAGAUCCUUGACGGUCGCCCCCUUCGAGUGCGUGUGGGGCGAGGAGUUCCGUUUUGCCGAGGCCGGCCGCGGGUGCAUCGCGUUCGAGGCGUCUGCUCAGAACGAUGUCACCCUGGUGUUCCGCGAGCAGCUUGGGAGCCAGCACUACCACUACAGGAUGGACAGCGCUCGUCAUUACACCGUCAUCUUGGGCAGCCAUAGGAACAAAAGGUUGAAGAUCGAAGUGGACGGAAGGACCGUUGUCGAUGAAGCUGGUAUCGGGUUAUGCCGCUUGUCGUCUUUCCAGAGCUACUGGAUCAGCAUCUACGAUGGAUUGAUAAGCAUUGGGCAAGGAAGGCAUCCAAACAACAACGUCCUGUUCCAGUGGCUUGACCCUGAUCCCAACCGAAGUGUUCAGUACGUGGGGUUGUCCAGCUGGGACAAGCACGUGGGCUAUCGAAAUAUAAGCGUGCUUCCAUCAGCUCCUCAGAACAGCAUCCUUUGGAGCCAAAUCGAGUAUGCUUAUGCUGAACGGCAUGGGGAAGGAGGCCAUACCAAAAACGAAGAACCAAAAGAUGGCUGCGAGCAAAGGCUAAUUUCAGACUUUCUUGAGAGCUGGGAUUUCUCUGAUGCUAUAUUUGUUGUUGGCACUGAAAGGAAGGUCAUCCCUGCGCACAAAAUUGUCUUGGCCGCUUCCGGAGAGUUUGAUUUUAGCUCAAUGAAUGGAUCUACCAUCGAGCUUCCGUCAGUGUCCUACCCAGUUCUCCACUCUCUUCUUGAGUAUAUCUAUGCAGGUUCUACUCAGAUUGCAGAGUGGCAUCUGGAUUCACUGCUGGAGUUGAGCUUACAAUUUAAAGUUGAACCGUUGGUAAAACGUUGUGAAGAAAUGCUGUACUGUUUGACUAAGAUUGGUAACAAACUCUCUGCUUCUAGCAACAACUUACAAGUAUCAAGUAGUGGAUCUCAAGCUCAUCAGGUUGGCUAUUUCCCUUUCAAGGCUCCAGUGUGUGUGCAAAAAAUUAAACAGUUCCUUGCAAGUGGUGAACAUAGUGACAUAAAUAUCUUUGUUACUGGACACGGUCUAGUUGCCCAGGCUCACAAACUCAUCCUUAGCUUGUGGAGCAUGCCAUUCACCAAGAUGUUCACAAAUGGGAUGAAAGAAAGCAAAGCUCCGAAUGUAUUUUUCGAAGAUGUUUCUGCUCAAGCGUUUUCUCUCCUCCUUCAGUUUAUGUACAGUGGGGAACUCAUAGUCGAUAACCGGUAUAUCACUUCAGUUUUGGUUCAGCUGCUCUUAUUAUCGGAUCAGUUCGGCAUCACUGUUCUUCAGUUUGAGUGCUGUAAAAAAAUUAUGGAAUUCCUUUCAGAGGACACAGUAUGUUCAGUAUUACAAGCAGUGUCAUCAAUCGCGUCUUGUAAAUUGCUUGAAGAAAUUUGCAAGCGGAAAUUUGCAACGCACUUUGAUUAUUGCACAACUGCUUGCACGGACUUUGUGUUGUUAGAUGAGGCAACAUUUAAGGAUAUUCUUCAGCAUGUUGAUAUGACUGUGACGUCGGAAGAGAAGGUUCUGGAUGCCAUCUUAACAUGGUGCAUGGAGGCUUCUGAAACUUGUUACUGGAAUUCUGUAGAUAAACUAUUAAGCACUUCAACACCAGAGCAACUCUUUGGGGAGAGGCUUACCACCAUCAAUGAUUUACUACCACUUGUGCGUUUCCCUCUAAUGCAGCUGUCUCUCCUUCAGCGGAUGGAAAAAAGUAACCUUGCAAAGCACAUACAACUGUUCGGAAAGUUGGUUGCUGAAGCCGUUGAGUUCUCCAAUGCUGGACCAAGGAUGCCAACAGCAAACAAAUGUGAGAGAUUUCUACAUAGACGCUCAAGUUAUAGGGAGCUUCAGUAUAUUUCGGAUGGUGAUAACAAUGGUGUAAUCUACUAUGCUGGGACUUCAUUUGGGAAGCACCAAUGGAUCAAUCCUGUUCUGGCCAAGAAUAUCACUGUAAUGGCAAGCAGCCCAAAUUCAAGGUACACAGAUCCGAAGGUUCUUGUUUCAAAAAAUUACCAGGCGACUUGCUUUGCUGGGCCUCGUGACGACGAUGGCAAGAAGUGCUCUUGGUGGAUGGUAGACAUUGGACAGGACCAUCAGCUUAUGUGCAACUACUACACAGUGAGGCAGGAUGGCUCCAGAACGUUUAUGAGGUCUUGGGUUCUUCAGGGAUCGAUGGACGGUGAGAACUGGACAAGCCUUGGUGUCCAUGAAGACGAGCGGACCAUUUGCCAUCCAGGCCAGUUUGCGUCAUGGCCAAUCACUGGCCCAUCGGCGCUGUUGCCCUUCCGGUUCUUCAGGCUUGCUCUGACAGGCCCAACGGCCGGUGUGUCGAACAACUGGAAUCUCUGCAUCUGCUUCCUGGAGCUCUACGGCUACUUCCGCUAGACGAGGCUGGGUUACAGUGUACAUGGAAGUUUACUCUUACUUGGUUUUGUUACAUGUAAAGAUCUAGCCAGCCAAGCAUGUGAAAAGAUGAUUUCGAACCAGAUGUUACAGAGAAGGACAAGACUAUCAACUGUUACACACAAACAGCUCUAGCUUGAGCACCCAAAUAGGCAGAAGCAUACACACAGUUUGAAAGCAUAUAUCUGAGUGGAAUAAAUGUAUCAUUUUCUGUUUAUUUUGCUUACACCGAAAUGCUGUUAUGAUGGAAGUGGAAUUGUAAAGCUGAGAUGUUGCUACAAGUGUUAAUAUAUCUUUGCUUUUCUUGGCUUGAA
Messenger RNA from Lolium rigidum, 3001 nucleotides. Its product is annotated as BTB/POZ domain-containing protein At2g30600-like. Gene Ontology annotation, molecular function: protein binding. The record is from RefSeq and is a predicted model, not a curated record. NCBI's taxonomy places the organism in Eukaryota, Viridiplantae, Streptophyta, Magnoliopsida, Poales, Poaceae.